Strongylus vulgaris is the source of this 375-nucleotide messenger RNA. Lineage: Eukaryota; Metazoa; Nematoda; Chromadorea; Rhabditida; Strongylidae. The record is from the annotation of a GenBank genome assembly.
AUGUAUCAAACGUAUCGUGAAUGUCGUUCGGCAAUGUCGGACUCGAUGCUGGAGCCGAUCUAUAUCGAAGAGGAGGACGGUGCCAUUCAGAGAACUGUGUACGAGUUCUCGCCUCGUCCUCGUGAACGUAUCGUCAGUUUCCAUAUGGUCCGGCCUCAACCAACGAAAAUUGGAGUCUCCAAACAAGCUCCACCCUCGGUAUCACAGCAACUCAAACCAAUCCAAGGAGAGCCAGGAAAAGCUGCAAAGUUCAUUGUCAACUUCGAUGGUGCAGCUCCAAUCAAGGUUACAUGGUUCAAAGAUGGUAAAGAGAUCAAGAGCACAUUCCGAAACCAAAUCACUACCACCAACAACAGCUCUACACUCCAUAUUGGA